AAGGUACAAAAACGUCGUCUUGGGAUCUCGAAGCAGAUGACAGAGAAGUUUAUAUGUCUGAAAUUUACAUGAUUAGAGCGAUUACUUUUAUGUAGAAAGCUGGGAUAUUGGUGACAUCAACAGAUAAUUUACAAGAUUAAACGAUAGUUUUGAUGAUUUUGAGGCGUAAGGAGAAUGAAAUUAAAGAUCCGAUAGUGUUCAAUGUGAUAUGGCGUAAGACAUGUUUAUUAGGAGUCGAUAUCGUACCUGCCUAUAAGCAUUUAUCUGAGGUGGGGAGAAGGUCAACAUGCAUUGGAUUUGUUUAAUACACGGAAAGAGUACAUAUUUAUUACAAUUUUUGUGAACUAGUCAAAAAAAUCUGCAAUGAUUUCGCUUUUGAGGAUGAAAUAUAGUUUGCAUUAUUGAUGCACUCGUCUUUUGUCACAAUGGGAAAUUGUCAGUGCUAUCAAAAAGACAAACGGCCAGCUCCUGCAUCUCAGUAUACUCAGAAUACAGAUAAUGAAGUGAUAUUUGGACCAAUGAAGCUGAAACAAAAGAACUUAUCAAUAUUACUGGUGUUUGCCAAGGAGGAUGCACAGAGCGAUGGUUUUUGGUGGGCAGCAGACAAAAUGGGCUAUAAGUGCUUUAUAGCUCAUAAUGCUGAAGGAGCCCUAGAGUGUUACUUAGACAAACAUCAUGAUGUGGUCAUCAUUGACAACAGAAGCAGCAAAAAUUUUGAUUCUGAAGCUCUUUGUCGAUCAAUGAGGGCAACUAAGUCCAGUGAUCACACUGUAAUUGUGGCAAUCACAAAAAGGGUUGCACCAGAAAAAGAGGAACCUUCAAUACUUUCACUGUUGAAAGCAGGAUUCAACAAGAGGAUUCCAGAAAACCACAAUGUUAAUUCCUGCAUAAAUGAGUUACUUAGUUUGGAAUAUGGUGAGGUUAGAAGUCAGUUGAAGCUCAGGGCCUGCAGUGCUGUGUUCUCGGCACUAGAUAACAUUUCUGAUGCUGUACAGAUCAGUAAUGAAGACAACCAAAUACAGUAUGUUAACCCAGCAUAUGAGAGGCUAACAGGCUUCUCAGCUGAGGAGGUGAUAGGAAAAGAUGCGACAGAAAUGGCCAAAGUGGACCGAAACAAGACAGACCUACAUGACAGCAUCAAUAAUCAACUGAAAAAGGGCAAGUUCUGGGAAGGUACAUACCAUACGCGAAGAAAAAGCAGUGACGUUGGUGUGACCAGUCAUUGUGUUUUUAGUCCUAUACUGGGACCAGGAGGGAAACUUUCCCAUAUUGUUUCUGUACAAAAGACCAACCCAGAUACCUCAUACACUGACAGAAUAAAAGAAGCCGAGUACAACUUAGCCAAUGUUAAGUUGGGUUUGCCCAUCAGUUUCCGGCGCAGAUCUAGUGGAUUGGCACAUGGAUAUCCCAGAAGAAGAGAAUCUCUCGCUAAGAUUCAUUCCAUGACAGUAGAGGCCCCUAUCACCAAGGUAAUUAACAUCAUCAAUGCAGCACAGGAAAACAGCCCCAUAACAGUGGUUCAAGCACUGGACAAAGUUUUAGAAAUAUUACGGACCAGUCAGUUGUACUCUCCACAUUUUGCACAGCCAAUGAAAGAGGGGGAUACCAUGACCUCUGACUUAGUGGGAGGGCUUGUGUCACAAAAUGUAAAAAGACAACUCAUAACCAGUUCACAGGAAAGCAGCAGUGUGUCCCAUAGCAAGCCUGUUUCAGGUCACCACAUACACAUUCCCAAUAACUUGCUAUCACAGAUGCCAACAGAAAUACUAGACAUACUAGAGCUAGAGCCGUCUUGGGAUUUUAAUAUCAUCACCUUAGAAAAGGCUACAUCCAAAAGACCUCUGGUUCAUUUAGGAUUAAAAACAAUGGCUCGUUUUGGUGUGUGUGACUUUUUACGUGUAGAUGAGAUGACGGUCAUGAACUGGUUAAGUCUAGUUGAGGCUAACUAUCAUUCCACAAACUCCUACCACAACUCCACUCAUGCAGCCGAUGUUCUGCAUGCCACUGCAUACUUCCUCAACAGGGAACGCAACCAGGCUGUUCUUGACCAACUGGACCAGGUUGCUUGUUUGAUAGCUGCCAUUAUACAUGAUGUGGACCAUCCUGGUUAUACAAAUGCAUUUCUUAUCAACGAGAAAAAUCCUCUGGCCCUGAUGUAUAAUGACCAAGCUGUUCUUGAAAACCACCAUGCUGCUCUGGGCUUCCAAUUGUCUUGGAAAGAUAAUACUGUCAACAUCUUUAAAAACCUAAGUAGGGAUGAGUACACUCCACUGAGAGAGACCAUCAUUGACAUGGUGCUGGCUACAGAGAUGAAACAACAUUUCGAACACCUAAACAAAUUUGUUAGUUGUGUUAAUAAAAGCACCCUCAAGCUAGAAGAAACUUCAUCUAUGAGUGGAACAGGAUCUCCAGACAGCAUGGCCAUUAUAAAUCAGAUGUCGACCCCAGAAAACCGUUGUUUAAUAAAGCGUAUGCUGAUCAAGUGUGCUGAUGUAAGCAAUCCACUUAGAACCACAGAAAUGUGCAUUGAGUGGGCCAAAAGAAUUGCUGAGGAAUAUUUUAUACAGACUGAUGAGGAGAAAAGGAGGAAGUUGCCUGUGGUGAUGCCAGCAUUUGAUAGGAAAACUUGCAGUAUACCAAAAUCUCAGACCAGUUUUAUAGACUUCUUCAUUAAUGACAUGUUUGAUGCUUGGGAUUAUUUUUGUGAUAUUCCUGACUUAAUGACCCACCUACAAGAGAAUUAUCGUUACUGGAAGGAGAAAUCGGAGGAGGAAGCCUCAUGAUGCUUAGGACUCUAGUUCAGGUUGUCCAACCUGGCUCUGUGAGAACCAGGGUGACCUAAGAUAAAAACCAGAGUACCCCAAAGUAUGAACCAGAUUAACUUUUGACUGAACUGUUGUGACCAUUAGUGGCAUAGGUUACUGUGGACUGGACAGUUUCUGCUUUUUUACCUCAUUCUUGUAUGGACACAAGUGCCAGCAUUUAGACUUCAGCAGGACCCAAGUGCAGUAACUCAAACACCAGGAAUGGAUGUGAUCAUUGAAGACAUUUGUAAUGAAACACAAUGAUUAUCGACUCUAGGAGCGAACAUGCAGUCAUUUCUAUAUUUUUGUAAAGAUCUCAUAGUUGUAUUUUGUUCACACAAAACCCAGCCAGUAGUGCUAUUGGUGUCUACAGUGUGUAAGAUAUUAUGGUUUGGGAGACCACUAUAGAAGACACUAGCAUUGUUUGUAUUUAACAUUGUUAAGUUAUUCCUAGGCUCUGUUGCUUUUGUGAUAAAACUCCUUUUAAACUGGAGUUUUAUUUGAGAGUUGGUUGUACUCUUGUUUAUUAUUGUUAAAUUUUUAAUAUUUAAUUAGUUCAAAGUUUAUUUUGCCAAAAUAUUUAAGUAAAUUUUUAAUUAUAAGGUAAUUAUGAAGAUGUUAUUUAAGAUUACAUUUUGUAGCUUUUCAAUAAUUUUCUUUUAUUAUAAUGAAUGUCCUUGUAUUUACAAAUAUUAAAGGUCUUCAUGUUUUUCAUUGCAUUAGUAACCAAAAUUAAUGAUUUCAUGGCACCAUUAGUUGUCACAAAGAAAUAUGCAGUCUUGUACUGCUAGAUUUGAGGAAAGGGUAUAUAAUGUGAAAAGAAGCCUUUGAGAAAAGGAAGAUUUUUCAUCCUGAGCAGAUUUUACUCCAAAACACAGUACAAUAUCGUAUUUAGUAAAAUUUCUUGGGUUAUACAGUACAUUAUCUAAAAGAUAAAACUUUUUGAAACACAGUUUUAACAUUUCCUAAAUAUGUCUAGCUAUUAAUACAUUACCCAGCUGACAAUACAAAAUUGAAGUCCUUAACCCUUUAACUGAUUAAUGUCAUAACAUCUAUUAUGUAGGUAUGUAGAAACAAAUCUUUUCUAAAGAAAUAUAUAUAGAGUAAGAUGAAGUAGACUUAGUAUUACUCAUAUUAUUUUCCUUCCCCCUUAUUACAAGGAAACGGUACAACCAAAGAAAAUGUCUACGUUUAUUAAAAUGCCACGGAAAAGCAUGAACCACACACAUACACAAUUCAGGAACUGACAGUGUAAUUGCUUUAAAUACUGGCUUCUUACAAAUUGAAAGUGAGCUUUAGAUCUAGUCAUUUCCCACUUUAUUUGUUUGCUUAAUUAAUGUGAUAGAUUGUUGUUCUGUGAUUUGAUAUUUGUGAUUAAUGGAAAAAAUGGCAGAAGUGUGAUAUAAGUUACAAAUUCUGUUGUGAAAAUGCAUUUGCCAAAAAUGAAAAAUGAUAUAUUCCAAUAGGUUAUUAAAGCUCACAUAUAUAUAUUACUCUACCCACUAGUGGGUGCCAAAAUAGAAAAUGUUGUACCUCAACUUAUUAAAGUGAUAUCACAUUGCCCAUUUAGAAGUAAUAAGCAUUUGCAUAUGCUCAAAUAUGUGACUGGUUUUUGUUUUAUGUGAGAAUGUUUUUCCUACUGUCAUGUAUAGUGAGCAUAAGAGUGAGUGUCCCUAGGUGUAAAGUAUUGUCUUAUGUCUGUCAAGUUAUAUAACCAGAUUAAUGUAGUUUCAUUAUUUCUAUCGUUCUUGUCAACAAAUAUCAGUUAUUGUGUACCUUAGAAAUGUUAUGUCUAAUUUAUUCUGUAUGCAUACAUUAUUCUUGUAUUUAUAUAUUUUUGUGCGGCUGAAAGUUUGGAAAUAUACAAGAAUUUCCUUCAGGUACUUUAGAAUUUGCACUGCAAGGACACUGAUUCCAUUAUAUUCUUACACACUUCUUAGAUAACAUAAUUACCUCACUGCCUUGGCAAACAUUUCUACAGCAGAAGACUGGGAGGGGGAUUGCAGACAACCUGACUUGGAUUGGGUAUUAAGGAUAAUGUAGGACCAGUGAAUCUUUUCUGUCUUGGACUUCUGUAUCUUGGUUGAUUCCAUCCAAUCAUCCGUCCAUCUAGGGGGUCAGAGUUAAAUAAAGGUUGUCUUAAAGCCAUUGAAAUUGCUUUACAAGUCCAUCACUAUCACACAAUCUCAAAAUGUGAAUGUUAGCAAUAGUCUUGUACUGAAUUUUUAUUAAGAUCAUUAUACUUUUAGACUGUGUCAAUGUUUUUUUUAAAACCGGUUUAUGUAUGAUUAUUUGUUUAUUUUUGUACUAGUAGUUUGACAAGGGUAGAUGGAGGAAAUUAAGAAUGGUAAGGAGUUGGUUCUAGGAGCUCUACCAACACUAUAUUUGGGAGUGGAUUGUAAAGUUAAAUUUCCACUGUCAAAGAGAAUGGGAUUUCAUUUUCGAGAUCUGAAAAAAAAACUUGAUCCCCAUGCUAUCCAGGGGACAGUGAGGAGUGUACUCUGAGGGUAUGGGUUAUGUAUGUGUAGCUAGUUGUUAUCAGUAUCAUCAUAUUACGUAAUGUUAUACUCCAUGUAGAUAAUUGAUAUUUGCAUUUUAUUUAGAAUUACUGUGUUUCAGUUAGAUAUUAAAAAAGCAUUUCUAUAUUACAGUGAGGCUGGACUGAUUUUCUUCAAGUUUUUAUGUCUAUUCUUUAGUUAAGAUGUGCAAAAUUUAACAAAAACUAACUCUCGAAGUUACAGAUACAUGUACAUGUAUAUUCAUUAUAAACUUCUUUCUAGUUGAGAAUUCUUGUACAAGCAGCUGCAACUUUUCUAUGUAUGGAGAAUUGGUGAAGUGCCUCUACAAUAUUGAUUGCUUUCACUCUUUAUAGGGCAUUUACUGAAAUAAUUUAAUAUGAAAGAAUUACCUCUCUAUAUGUAACAAGCUUAUAAACUGAUACAGUGUCAUUCAUGUCUAUUCUCCCCAAUAUGUAAACCACAGUUGACAUUGGCAGUAUGUCCUUCCAAGGUCAACCUCUAUGUAUUUUGGCCAAUGAUUGGAGAUAAUCCUGCUCACUCUUACUGCUGGACAGCUGUACAAAAGUUUUGUUAUGAAAAAAUGUGUAAUAAAUUAUAUGAAAUGUUCA
Molecule: messenger RNA, 5931 nt
Organism: Saccostrea echinata
Lineage: Eukaryota; Metazoa; Mollusca; Bivalvia; Ostreida; Ostreidae
Product: high affinity cAMP-specific and IBMX-insensitive 3',5'-cyclic phosphodiesterase 8B-like
Exons: 20
Coding region: 405-2783 (792 amino acids)
Biological process (GO): signal transduction; positive regulation of ERK1 and ERK2 cascade
Molecular function (GO): 3',5'-cyclic-nucleotide phosphodiesterase activity
Source: RefSeq, a predicted model, not a curated record